Messenger RNA from Capsicum annuum, 1337 nucleotides. Its product is annotated as probably inactive leucine-rich repeat receptor-like protein kinase At5g48380. The transcript is spliced from 2 exons. Lineage: Eukaryota; Viridiplantae; Streptophyta; Magnoliopsida; Solanales; Solanaceae. The record is from RefSeq and is a predicted model, not a curated record. Gene Ontology annotation, biological process: protein phosphorylation. The annotation marks the transcript as partial. Gene Ontology annotation, molecular function: receptor serine/threonine kinase binding; protein kinase activity; ATP binding.
CAAGUUACACCACAAUUGCCUAAGCAAAUAACUCAAUAAAUUUACAGGGUAAUGGAUUCUAAAACCAAAAAUUUCACUCACAAAAUGUUCACCUUCAAUAUUCUUCACUUAGUAGUACUAUUUUUCGUUGUACUUUGUAACUCUUCUCUAAGAUGCAACGCGGUCGGGAGUGACAUCGAUUGUUUGAGAUCGAUAAAAGAAUCGUUGGCAGACCCUUUAGGUAUCUUGGCUUUUACGUGGAAAUUCGAUAAUCUGACAGAAGGUUUCAUAUGCAAAUUUGCAGGAAUACGAUGCUGGAAUCCUGAUGAGAGCAGAGUUUCAAGAAUUAGUCUUCCAGACAUGGGAUUAAUUGGUGAGUUUCCGCGAGGCAUUCAAAAUUGCUCUUCUUUAACUUCUCUUGAUCUUUCAAACAACAAGCUAUAUGGAACCAUCCCUUCGGAUAUAUCAAAUUUAAUCGGAUUUGUUGUAACUCUUGAUCUCUCGAGCAACGAAUUCUCAGGCGAGAUCCCAGUUAACCUUGCGAAUUGUCCUUUUCUAAAUAACCUCAAAUUAGACCAGAAUAAACUAGAAGGUUCAAUCCCAUCAGAAAUUAGCUUCUUACGUCGACUCAAGAUAUUUAAUCUCUCCAACAACAUGUUGACAGGGCCAGUGCCAAAUUUUAUCGAUGUCUCUUUUCCACCUGAAAGUUAUGCAAAUAAUCCAGGACUUUGCGGUGAACCUCUAGACCCAUGUGGUGCAGUUGGGAACCAUCGUGUUCUGUUUGUUUGUGGCUUUGUGACGGGUUGGUCGCUUUCAGCAUUAGUUGGUAUCUAUCUUUUUUUCUUAGACUUACCUGGUGUAAAAAAUAUUCUUCUAUUGAUCAAGAAGAGAACAAAGGUAAUGGUGAUUGAUGGAAAUGAAUGGCCUCUAGAAGAAGUAAACAACCACCCAAAGAUUUUACACCUGGAGACGAUCGUUACAAGAAUGAGUUUUAUGGAACUAUCAAAAGCGACUUCAAAUUUCAGCCAAGAAAAUGAAAUCGGGAAUGGUAUGCUGGGAAAAAUGUACAAAGCACUUGUCCCAAAUGGAUGGACAGUUGCUAUAAAGAGGCUCCAUGUUUCGGAGGAUUUGGAGGAAGAGUUUGUUUCCGAGAUCACGACUCUGGGUAGUCUGAGGCAUCCGAAUUUGGUGCCUCUAAUCGGAUUUUGUUCUGAGUGGAACGAGCGGCUUUUGGUAUACACAUACAUGCCUAAUGGAAACUUACAUGAGUGGUUGCACUCAACCGACGACAAGGCAAGACUCUUGGACUUUCCUCUAAGGGUUAAAAUUAUUGUUGGCGUCGCGAAAGCCUUGGCUUG